Messenger RNA from Aspergillus welwitschiae, 2424 nucleotides. Its product is annotated as fungal specific transcription factor domain-containing protein. Gene Ontology annotation, molecular function: DNA binding; DNA-binding transcription factor activity, RNA polymerase II-specific; zinc ion binding. The coding region runs from base 122 to 2314 and encodes 730 amino acids. Gene Ontology annotation, biological process: DNA-templated transcription; regulation of DNA-templated transcription. Lineage: Eukaryota; Fungi; Ascomycota; Eurotiomycetes; Eurotiales; Aspergillaceae. The transcript is spliced from 5 exons. The record is from RefSeq and is a predicted model, not a curated record.
AUUGAUCCAAUGGUCUGCGACAUUUCGGCUCUUUCAUAAUGGGCAGUGUCUCAUGCCCCCUUCACGAUGAAUACCCCACCUCCUCGUCGACCUGGUCGCCAGAAACGACCGCGAGUUCCUGAUGCGCUCCGCAAGAGAGCCGCCCGCGCAUGCCUGCCUUGUCGCCAACACAAGGAAAAAUGUACUUUCACCGUCACACUCUGUUGCACCCGCGUUUCCUCCACGUCCUUCGACUGAUCAAGGGCUCGCUUUAGGCCAUGGUGGCGGCCCGCCCUGCGCUCGCUGCCAGCAACACAACCGCACCUGUCACUUCGAAGAUGCUCGACCAAAGCCGUCGGCUAUGCUUGCAGCGCCGUCACAACGUGAAAUUCAAAUGGAACGCAUUAUACGUCACUUCCUGGGCGAUGACAUCUCGCUCGACCCUGCUCGGCUAGAGGAGACUGCCGACUUGCUGGAAAACGGCCGGUAUCGCGGGACUCUUCCAGAGACGCGAGGAAAGGGGGAUGAGGACCAGACAUCGGAGAGCUAUUCGCUGGAGCCAUUGUCAACCAACACCAUGCACUAUUCAGGUGAACUGUCACAUUGGAAUUUCUCCAAGAUGAUCCGUCGACGUCUACAGAGCUUGGGUACUCCUAAAGGACAGAAUGAUGGGUUAAAUCCCUCGGAUGGAUUCUUUCGCGCUACCGGCCUCCAGUCGGCCAGUUCGUGUGUCGCCUCCGCUAUAGAAUACUUCCCACCUCGUCCUGUUGCUGAAUUCCUCACCAACACAUUUCUCGAGUAUGCACAGACAAACUACUUCUAUUUCCCCGAAAUUGUCUUUCGGGAAAAGAUGGACUACUAUUACUCUGUCGACCGACCACUGGUGAUCGAUGAUGCGGGUUGGAUCUGCACACUGUUGAUGACCUUUGCCAUUGGCACUCAAUUUGCAUAUAUGCAAACUUCCUCGACUGAGAAGCCUCCUUUUUCGGAAGACAUUCCUGAUGAUCGCAUUGGAAUGGAUCUAUAUCGGUUCUCGUGUCGCUUGAUCCCUGACCUCAUCACCACCGCCUCGCUUGAGACUGUGCAGGCCUUUUUAUUAUUGGGCGUGUAUACGUUGCCAAUUGAUACCGCGGGGUUGGCCUAUACGUACUACGGCCUGGCAAUUAAAAUGGCCAUCCAAAAUGGAAUGCACCGAAAGCAUAUUUCACCAACGAUUCCACAAGUGAUAGUGGAAUGGCGGAACCGUUUGUGGUGGACAGCGUACUCCCUUGAAAGCCGCAUCAGCAUUCUUCAUGGACGUCCUGUAUCUGUUUCUCCCUCAGAAACAGACGCCGAUAUGCCCGCCGACCUGGCUGAGCUACGCCCGCCAAGCGGUAUCUCGAAUUUACCAAAUGUUACGGCAGCCAUCCUCUUGACCAAAAAGCUUGAGAAAGUGGCACAGGUCAUCCUCCGACUGCGACGAUGUCCACGUAGUCAUCAAGACACCUAUCUUCACCAAUUAUACAACCUGAGGGCGGACCUGAGCAAGUGGUGGGAUUCACUUCCAAAUACGGUGCACUGCCGCGACCUAGACCCUGCCGGGCCCUUAUUUCGAUGCAAUGUGCAUCUUGAACUACAUUACGCUACUGCAUUAAUAUACAUGGGCCGACCUUUUAUCUUCCUACAAAAGGCUGUGGGUAGUGUUGGGUACGGAUCAGAAACGGAGGGUAGUCGCGCAGAGUCAAUCGAGAAGUUCUCCCGAAACUGCACACAAGCAGCCAUAAGAAUCAUUGACCUCUGUCAGCUGCUGCAUGACUCGGUCGGACUUGCACGCGUGUCAUACACAGAGUUCAGCUCUUGCCGUACCGCUCUGCUGGCUUUGAUUGCGCAGCUCCUGACCGGGUCGUCGGAACCGAUAGGUGGCGCUCUAACGCGAGGCAUGGGCCUGAUCCGCCAGAUCUGUGUAGGACUGGAGUCGGCUCGGUCGGAGGUUGCAGUAAUCGAAGCGCUUGAGCGUGCUCGACAGCAGCUGGAUCACGGCGAACGAAGCCCCUUGGAAGAAGCGCCUGAGACAGGUUAUGAUCAAUUCCAAAAAUGGGCCAAGCUGUGGCGCCUGGGUCCUCUGAGCUCCGAAGCUUUUCCCUCUCCGGGAGGGGUUGAGUCCCCGAAUAAUCCAGGGAGUAUUCCUUCAUUCGACGGGUUUUUCUCAUCGUUCCCCCAGGAGCUUGAUGCCUUUGCGGCGAUUCCUGGCUCCGAGGAUACUGCAGCGCCACCCAGCAUAUGGCCAGUAUCGGAUGCAUUCCUCUCAAUUCCUGACAACACGGGCGCUGAAUGGGGGCUUGGUGGGCCUUUAUGAAGGUCGAAUGAGUGCCAGGUUGUAUAUUACCAUAUUACUAUCUUGAAUGGGCAUUUAUCAUACGGCCCCUACCACUACGGAUGUUGGAAAGUAACAGCUUCUAUUAGUAG